AUGAAUAAAAAUUUGAUUAAAAUUAAAUAUAAUGAAGAAAUUGUCCCUAAUUAAUCAACAAAAGAAGUGCAAAAAAAUUUUUAGAACACUGAAUAAAUGAUUAUCACAGAUAUACGGUCAAGUAAAUUGAUUGAAAAAAUAUUUAAGGAAAAACCAAAUUGUUUAUUUCUGUCGUUUUUAGCCCAAAUAUAAAUCCAAUUGUGCGUUAGUAGUAGGAUUAAAUUAAAAAAACAUUAGCAAAAAGCAAUAAGAACAUUUGUAGGACCAAUAAUGAAAUAAAUAACAAAUUUGAGAGUAUUAAGGUAUGUAUGAUAAGCAAAAUUUAAGCACUUAACAAAAACACAUCUGGAAUUUUUAGUACAAAAACAUGAUAGAAGAAACUAAAAUCUUUAGUCAAUUAAGUUUGAUAUUUAAUUAAAAAAUAAAAUUUAUAAUGAAAUUUUGAUACUGACCUUAGUUAGGAGGAAAUAAGUUUUAAUAAAUACAAGUGGCCAUAGAUUCAAAAUUUAUAUGUGA
Messenger RNA from Paramecium octaurelia, 516 nucleotides. The record is from the annotation of a GenBank genome assembly. Lineage: Eukaryota; Ciliophora; Oligohymenophorea; Peniculida; Parameciidae.